Polyodon spathula (Mississippi paddlefish) is the source of this 1361-nucleotide messenger RNA. Its product is annotated as nuclear body protein SP140-like protein. The coding region runs from base 530 to 1246 and encodes 238 amino acids. Gene Ontology annotation, cellular component: nucleus. Gene Ontology annotation, biological process: regulation of transcription by RNA polymerase II. The record is from RefSeq and is a predicted model, not a curated record. The transcript has 8 exons. NCBI's taxonomy places the organism in Eukaryota, Metazoa, Chordata, Actinopteri, Acipenseriformes, Polyodontidae. Gene Ontology annotation, molecular function: DNA binding; DNA-binding transcription factor activity, RNA polymerase II-specific.
UCCGGAAAUAACGAGGGGUUCCCCGAGGGUCUCCCCUGGUAAAGGCACGGCCGCGUGGGGUGCAGGGGGGGAGUCACACAGUCAGGGGAGCGCUGGUUCCUGGCUGUGUCGAGUCUCUGGUCCUCGCUCGGUACUCUGAAGGGAGCGUCGCAUUGGCCCUCACCUUCUCCCGUGUGUUAGGGAGGCAGAACUGGCCGAGACUGUUUCUUCUCAUCACUCUGCAGCGCACCCUGCUGGCCAGCCUCUCCGAGGGGACUCCUGCAGGGCUGGCUUUGUCCUCCAGAGGGCAGUAGCUCGCUGCCCUCCGCUCCUGGGUGUGGAAGAGGGAGCUGGCUGGGUCGUGGGGUCGGAGGACUCCCACUGAACCAUCGGGGCUCCUGAGAGCUGUUCACCCCUGUGGAGAGAAAUCACACAAAUAUAUCAUCUAGCUCUGUGUUUAACAGGAGGGACGAGCUGAAUCUCAGACAUCCCGAAAGAGAAAUUUGCCUGAAGAAUGUGAUGCUAGCACAAACAGGCUGGUAAAACUGCAAUGUCAGAAUCUGAGGAUGAUGAAGACCUCUCCAUCUUCUCUCCUAAAACUCUCCCGGUUUCUUUCGGACGUGCUCAAGGAACCCUUCACAAGGAACGCUUCGCUAGUGGGACCUGUGGGAAGUGUAUUCGCACCCCCGAGAGCUGGCUGACUCCCCACGACUUCACCGGCAUGGACGGGACGGUCGCUGACAGGUCUUGGAGGAAAAACAUCACCUGCAAGGGAAAGCCGCUGACCUACCUCUUAAAGAAAAAAAUUCUAGUGAUUCAUUCUCUUCUCUGCAAAUGCCAUAACUGCAAGGAUGAGACUUGCUGGCAAAACAAUGACGAUGACUGUAAGGUCUGCUCCCACGGAGGGAGUCUCGUCUGCUGUGACCGCUGCCCCCUCGCCUUCCACGCAGACUGCCACGUUCCCACGGCAGAGGAUCCAGCCUCCAGCGGUGUGUGGUUCUGCACCUUCUGUAAAAUAAAGGAGGUUCAGAAGACGCCCAGACUCCGCUCGCUGAAGCAGGUGGACGUUCUGGCUCAGGAGAUCAGAACUUGGCUGCUGGAGUGCCAGUAUCUCUUGCUCAGUCUCUACAGCUCCAAGGACAGUCGGAUCUUCUGUCCCAAUCCGUGCCACACGGUGAGUAGAAGCAGGUACAUCCUGUCCCGUCCCCGGUCGUGGGGACCCCCUCGUCUGCUGGCUUUCGUUCCAACUGAGCCCUCAGUUACUUAACUAGACCCUUACCUGAACUAGGAAUUUGCUUAAUUAGCUCUCUGUCCUUUACAAUGCUUCCCUAUGCUUUACCAGACCUCUCUGUGCUUUACAAUGCUUCCCUAUGCUUUACCAG